Messenger RNA from Monopterus albus (swamp eel), 2283 nucleotides. It is a transcript of the gene klhl2, whose product is annotated as kelch-like family member 2. NCBI's taxonomy places the organism in Eukaryota, Metazoa, Chordata, Actinopteri, Synbranchiformes, Synbranchidae. The transcript has 15 exons. Gene Ontology annotation, molecular function: protein binding. The record is from RefSeq and is a predicted model, not a curated record. Bases 420 to 2237 code for a protein of 605 amino acids.
UCAUCCGCCUCCCCGGUGAGUCUUCCACAGCUAGGGGGAGACGGUGCUUUCUUCUGGGACGCAUUGGCUGCUCGGAGAACCGUCUUUGCCGACAUGUCCUUGUUUGUUCGUUUUAAUCAGCGAUUGGAAAAUAACAGGUAGCCUUGUCCGUCCGUCUCGCACCCAAGAGGAAAGUGGGGGAAACAAUUUAGAAAAUCACAAUUCGACAGGGUGCUCCACUACUUAUGUCCGCAUUUCGGGGGCCGACAGAUUAAGCAGUCUGCUGGGUAUAACACCCGGGUUGAUCGCGGCGUGUUUGUACACAGUCACCGCAGUCAGGCUGGUUUCAUCGGGCUACCGUCAGCCAGUGUCACCGCAUCUGGAUCGCCGUGAUUCACGCUUGAAUUUAGAGCCAUUAAAGACAGCGUCGUGGAUAUGGAAUGGUGCAUGCUGCUGGGCCAAGUUUUCAGCCUCUGAAAAACACCGUGAUCAUGGAUAACCAUCCGCUGUGCACCAGACUUUGUCCACACACUCUGGACAAAGAAGAUGGAGUCGAGAGGCACGGUCCCGUCACUCUCAACCCUCGGCACAUGAGGAAGGCAUUCAAAGUCAUGAACGAGCUGCGCAGCCAGAGUCUGUUAUGUGACGUGACUAUCGUGGCGGAGGACGUGGAGAUCGCUGCUCACAGAGUCGUUUUGGCGGCUGGAAGCCCUUACUUCCACGCCAUGUUUACAGGUGAGAUGGCAGAGAGCAGGGCGAAACGAGUGAGGAUUAAGGAGAUGGAUGGCUGGACUCUGGGCCUGCUGGUAGACUACAUCUACACAGCAGAGAUACAGGUCACAGAGGAUAAUGUGCAGGCGCUGCUGCCCGCUGCAGGCCUGCUCCAGCUGAAUGAGGUGAAAAAGGCUUGUUGUGAGUUUCUGAGCUCUCAGCUUCAUCCGUCCAACUGUCUAGGAAUACGAGCCUUCGCUGACCUCCACGCCUGCUCUCAGCUCCUCACACAGGCCAACAGCUACGCAGAGCAACAUUUCACUGAGGUGGUUGGGAGCGAAGAGUUCCUCAACUUGGGCAUGGAGCAAGUGUCCAGCCUGAUCGCCAGUGACAAGCUCACCAUCCCCACAGAGGAGAAGGUCUUUGAAGCAGUGGUAGCUUGGGUCAACCAUGAUAAAGAUGUCCGCCAGGAACAUUUGGCUCACCUGAUGGAGCAUGUACGCCUGCCGCUUCUCUCCAGAGAGUACCUAGUGCAGCGGGUAGAGGAGGAGUCUCUGAUUAAAAAUAGCAGUGCUUGUAAAGACUACCUGAUUGAGGCCAUGAAGUACCACCUGCUGCCAGCUGACCAGAGAGCUCUGAUGAAGACUGCACGCACACGCAUGAGGACUCCUGCCUGCUGUCCUAAGGUAAUGGUAGUGGUUGGAGGCCAGGCUCCCAAGGCCAUCCGCAGUGUUGAAUGUUACGAUUUUGAGGAGCAGCGAUGGUACCAGGUGGCUGAACUCCCCACCAGAAGGUGCAGAGCAGGUGUGGUGUACAUGGGUGGGUGUGUGUACGCGGUUGGCGGUUUCAACGGUUCUUUGCGUGUGAGGACAGUUGACUGUUACGACCCAAUGAUGGACCGCUGGACGAGCGUGAGCAGCAUGCAGGACCGUCGAUCGACGCUUGGUGCUGCUGUGCUCAACGGACUCCUCUACGCUGUCGGAGGCUUCGAUGGCAGCACGGGUCUGUCGACAGUCGAGGCGUACAACUCCAAGACAGACGAGUGGUUCCAUGUGUUACCCAUGAGUACCCGACGUAGCAGUGUAGGAGUGGGUGUUGUCAAUGGGAUACUGUAUGCAGUUGGAGGUUAUGAUGGAGCGACCAGGCAAUGUUUGAGUACAGUCGAAGCUUACAAUCCAAAAAGCAGCACAUGGAGCUACAUUGCAGAGAUGGGCACGAGACGCAGUGGGGCGGGUGUAGGUGUGUUGAAAGGUUUACUGUAUGCAGUUGGGGGACACGAUGGCCCAUUGGUGAGGAAGAGCUGUGAAGUUUAUGAUCCGGCCACCAACACGUGGCGACAAGUAGCUGACAUGAAUAUGUGUCGGCGCAAUGCAGGUGUGUGUGCUGUAAACAAUGUACUGUAUGUGGUGGGAGGAGAUGAUGGCAGCUGCAAUUUGGCCUCCGUGGAGUUUUACAAUCCAAACUCAGACAAGUGGACGUUACUGCCGACCUGUAUGAGCACAGGACGGAGUUAUGCAGGUGUGACUGUGAUUGACAAGCCGUUAUGACUGCUCUUGACACCUGCCAAUGAUUAGGAGCAGUGUAUUCUCCUGC